AUGAUUUAAUAGUAAUUAGAUAAUCAACCAUUCAAAUUCUCAACAAUCAAUUUUUCUAAUCCAAACUCUUCCUUUCAUAAAUAUGUAAAAGAUGAAGCACAAACACAAUAAAUGCCAGAAUCUAAAAUAGAUGAUAAAUAUAGAACUUCUAUUUCAACUGAAGGAUCGUAAGAGGAUUCAGAAUCUUAAAAAAUUAUUAAGAAAGGAAAGAUUAGCAAAAUUAAAGAUAAGGAUUAACUGUAGCCAUAAAAGUCUGAAACUAAAAACAUACCUAAAAAUUUUGGAGUACUAUUAAAGAAAUAUUUAUGUAUUCAUUACUCCAACAUUUUUAGGUAGUAAAAAUAUAGAUAAUUAAGCUAUCAAAGCUUUCUUAAAGAAUGGGGAACAUAAGAAAAACUUCUCUAGACAAGAUUUUACAAAGUUGUUUAAUGAUCCUGUUGCAGCAGAAUUAUCUAGGCAAUAUUUUUCUGGAUUUUAAAUUAUACAUGACCUUAUGAUUAGUGAAAAAAUACAAGAUGUCAAGAACCAUAUGAAAUAUAUAAGUAAAUUUUAUAAUUCUACUUAUAAUAAAUAAGAGCUAGAUGAACUUAAAUUAUAAUGA
Messenger RNA from Paramecium pentaurelia, 601 nucleotides. NCBI's taxonomy places the organism in Eukaryota, Ciliophora, Oligohymenophorea, Peniculida, Parameciidae. The record is from the annotation of a GenBank genome assembly.